Yamadazyma tenuis ATCC 10573 is the source of this 423-nucleotide messenger RNA. RefSeq names its product U6 snRNA complex subunit. Gene Ontology annotation, cellular component: U6 snRNP; spliceosomal tri-snRNP complex; P-body. Gene Ontology annotation, biological process: spliceosomal snRNP assembly; mRNA splicing, via spliceosome; nuclear-transcribed mRNA catabolic process. Lineage: Eukaryota; Fungi; Ascomycota; Pichiomycetes; Serinales; Debaryomycetaceae. The record is from RefSeq and is a predicted model, not a curated record. Gene Ontology annotation, molecular function: U6 snRNA binding.
AUGUUACCAUUAUAUUUGUUGAAUUCCGCCAAAAGCCAGCCGAUAUUGGUUGAAUUGAAGAAUGGGGAGACCUUGAAUGGGUUAUUAACCAACUGUGAUUCCUGGAUGAAUUUAACCCUUUCCGAAGUGAUUCAAACAUCUCCCAACGCUGAGGUAUUCACAAAGAUACCGGAGAUCUAUAUCAGAGGUAGUCAUAUCAAAUACUUAAGAUUGCCUGAACAAACUAUGGACUAUGCCAAGGAGCAAAAUAUGAUCAACAUGGAACAAAGAAACAAGAACCAAAACAGAAGAGGCGGAAGACCCAACAACAACUCCGGAAAUUUCAACAGAAGACGUAACGAUAAUAACAGAGGAGGUAACUAUAAUAACCGUCGUGGAAACAGCAGCAAUUACCACCAGUCCCAUGGUGCUGGAGACAGUUAG